AUGGAGACAUGGAAAAAUGGCGAAGAAGAUGCAAAAGACGGCAAGAUUCCGCCGGAGAGAAAGGCGGCCAGGAUGGUUGAGCAAGGUCCGAGAGGCGACCUCCAUGUCUGGUACGCUGAGCAGCAUGUGUACGAGCACUGGGACUGGAAGAAAGUCAAGAAGUACGAAAAGGGCAAGGACGAACAGGGGCUUGUGGCGUACUACGGCGACCCGUAUCGCGAUAACGAGCUGGUCUCCGAGGAAGAGUUGGUGUUGAUGACGCAGUGUGAGUUCCCGAAUCGAGAAAUGUUGGCCAUGAAGGUCUACUGUGACGGCUUGCACUCGCUAUUGAUUCUCGUGUACAAGGACAUCGAGAAAGACAGCACUUUUGCCGAAAUCCGUAGCAAACGGGGCGUUCACAGACAGAGUUUUCCCAUAUACAUGCGUGGCAAUCUUCUGAUCAAAGUGGGCAAGCCGUAUGUGGCUUUUGGCUCUUCCGAGGGAUACGUCUACGUGUACAAAGUGGACGUGCUGCUCGACGCUCCACUCCGGCGAGCAAACGUGGGCGGGCCCCACUCGCGGGUGUUUCAUAAUUUUAUUCUGUUCAACGCAGGCCACGAGAUAUCUUCUCAUUUGCAAGAGGGUCAGGUGGUAUUCAAAACUGCCCUUUUUGACCACGAGCCUCUUUUCGAUAUUGUUGGCAGCUGGUUGGUCUACUGUCCGACAAAGAAGGAAGUACAGUACCAUAAGCAGAUGCAUUCUGAAAAUUCCAAUCUGACUACCAAAUCUUCAAGCUUGUAUACACCGACCAAGCUUCCUUCCUCCGGCCCACUCCUCAGCCGCGUCUUGUCCUCUGUCUCUAAUACUGCUGCUGAUAAGCUUUUCAAGCUUUCGGAUCUCGGAACCAAAAAGGUCCACAGCUACUUGAAGAAAAAGGAUAAUUUUAUCGAUAAGGAUGUGUCGCUUCACUCGCUUAGUUCCAGCAUUGGCGACGCAUUCUUUUCCACGGUGGACACCCUCAAGAAACAGGCACGGGCAUAUGGCGAAAAUGAGGUUAUUCAUGUGAUUGACAUUGCAAAUGGGCAAACCAUGGCACUUUUCAAGCCGCCGGGCGGCGUGCUGCAUCUUUCUCUAAGCCCUUAUGACUUACAUUUGGUCCAUGCAAGCCUCAAAGGCGAUAAUCUUUACAUGUGGGAUCUUUGCAAAUUACCCAAAGAAGUUUCUUUGGUGGGGAAAUUUAUGCGAGGGAAAACCAGCGCCAGCAUCCAAGACUUGGUAUGGUUUGUCAACGACAACAAUACAGAGAAUCUACGAGGAACCAACUUUGGCUUUGGCUGUAUCACAAAAAGAUCGGGCUCCGUCCACUGGUACAAUGUUAAUUAUCUUUCUGGGGGAAACGAAGCAAAUUACCCCAAUACAUUUGACGAGACCAGUCCGAAUAUCCCUGGGAAAAACCAGUUUUCGGACUCGUGGAUUUUGCCCUCGGCCAAAGGUAUCAAAUUCUUGAAACUUCCUGGUUGUGCAAAUGUGCCUGGCGACUUGACCCAAGCACAGCACAAUGGGUCGAUGUGGAGGCAUAGAAAAACGGGACUCGUACAGCUUGCAUUUAUGGAUGCGGAGAAUAACUUACGUCUCGUCUCGCCCUUAAAUGGGAGCCACACAUUCAAGUAUGUCUUGCCAAAGUCUCUGGUGUCACUAGUCGCAGGCUUAGAAAGUAAGUUAGUGGACCCAUGGGCCCCGCUAAUUGACCCAACACCUAUAGCGAAGAUGAAUGAUGAGACGCCUUUGUCGAUGGCAGAGAUUGAAACGGCUGCCCCAUAUUUAAGCUUCAUCCACGACAAGGGAAUCGAGUUUGCUACAUAUGAUUUUGGCGACGAAGGCGACGCCAAGCUCUUUGAUCUCUUUCAAGAUUUUGGAAUGGAAGUGCCUGUACGUCCGUUGGAUUUUCCUUCCCAUGUUGAGCUGAGAUCAGCACUGGGGUUAUGGGAAAACGACAACAGUACCUCGUUUUUGGCGUCGAGUUCAACAUCCACGAACGAAGAGUCGGCGGUCUAA
Clavispora lusitaniae ATCC 42720 is the source of this 2034-nucleotide messenger RNA. RefSeq lists its product as uncharacterized. The record is from RefSeq and is a predicted model, not a curated record. Gene Ontology annotation, biological process: response to starvation; autophagy. NCBI's taxonomy places the organism in Eukaryota, Fungi, Ascomycota, Pichiomycetes, Serinales, Metschnikowiaceae. Gene Ontology annotation, cellular component: cytoplasm.